GUACAAUUUUUGUUAGUCACCUUAUGAAAAAGUAUUACUUUUGUCAUAAGGUAACUAGGAUUCCCCUAAUCAGUUGGAUUAGCCUUUCUGAAUCAUUAUAAAUAGUGGGAAGCAGAACCACCCUGAGCAAAAGCCUUUGGAAUAGAUAGUGGGAAGCAGAACCACCCAGAGCCACCGUACCUAAAAUUCCAAAUAUAUAGCCAUGGACGAUUGCUGUGCAGUGUGUGCCGACACCCUGGAAUGGGUUGCUUAUGGGGCCUGUGGCCAUAAGGAGGUCUGCUCCACCUGCGUGGCUCGCCUCCGUUUCAUCUGCGAGGACCGCCGUUGCUGCAUCUGCAAGACCGAGUCCAACGUCGUUUUUGUCACCAAGGCUCUAGGAGACUAUACCAAGAUGGUUAGAGACUUGCCAUCUAAAGCAAGGGAGGGUCGCUGUGGAUCAUAUUGGUACCAUGAGGACACACAAGCAUUUUUCGACGAUGCGGAUCACUACAAGAUGAUCAAGGCAGUGUGCAAUCUUUCAUGCAGUGAAUGUGACAAGAUGGAGGAGAAAUCAACGAUUAGGUUUCGGAACAUUGAACAGCUCAAGUUGCACUUGUUCCACCAGCAUAGGUUGUAUAUGUGUCCUCUAUGUUUGGAAGGGAGGAAGGUGUUUGUAUGUGAACAAAAGCUUUAUACUAAAGCCCAGUUGAAACGGCAUACAAGUACAGGGGACUCUGUAGUUGAUGGAAGUGAAAGCGAAAGAGGUGGCUUCAAGGGACAUCCUAUGUGUAAGUUUUGCAAAAUUGGAUUCUACGGCGAGAAUGAACUGUAUGCUCACAUGACUACUGGUCACUAUAAGUGUCAUUUAUGUUGCGAUUCUGGAGAACAGUAUGAAUAUUAUAAGAAUUAUCAUGACCUCGAGUUGCACUUCAGCCGAGGCCAUUUUCUAUGUGAAGAUGAGUCCUGCCUUGAGAAAAAGUUUGUGGUGUUCCGAUCUGAGGCAGAAUUGAAGAAGCACAGUACUAUGGAACAUGGGGGGCGUAUGUCUCGCUCCAAGCGUAAUGCUGCUCUCCAAUUACCAACUAGCUUCCGAUAUGGACCAAGUAAUGACCAAGAUAGUAGACGUGGAAGAAGAGGUCUGCCAUUUCGCGGCGAUUCUUCUAAUGAUCAAGCAAGCAGUUUGGAGACACCUAAUGCUGAUGAUAGAACAUUGCAUGAUCCUUCAUCAUCCAUUAGGCAAGCUGGUAGUUUGGAAUUACUUGGAGAUACAAGUGACAUUGAUCCAAUCAUUAAGCCAUUUGAGUCCUUAAGUCGACCUUCAAGUGAUACAGAAGCAUCUUCAAGGUACCUGCGAGUAGCCUUGGGGAAAAACAGUGGGAAAGCGAAAGCGCAAUUGGAGGACUCUUCCUUAUUUCCUCCCCUUGCACCUGGCAGCAGCAGCAGUCAACUGACUCCCAAACAUGAAUCCGAUCAUGGUUUGCCUAACAACAAUACCAUGGCAGCACAUCUCCGCAGGCAAAACAACCGGAAGAUGGCUGUUGAGUGUCCUGAUAUUAGGCCUGCUGUUAUUAGUUCUAGUGAGGCUUGGCCAGCAGCGGGGCGUGUAGCACCACCUGCUAGUUCAUCUCAGAUGCCGUGGCCUAAAACUAAUGUUCCAGGGAUUGUCUCAGCAGUUACUAAACCUGCUGUUAGUUCUAGUCAGGCUUGGCCAGCAGCUGGGCGUGUAGCUCCACCUACUAAUUCAUCUCAGAUGGCAUGGCCUAAAGCAAAUGUGAGUGCAGCACCACCUACUAGUUCAUCUCAGAAGCUGUUGUCUAAAACUAAUAGUCAGAACAAGGCGUGGCCGAAGGUUUCAGGUUGUGGUCAGAACAAGACGGCCUUUGGUAAGGGAGCAGGACAUUCCAGCUAUGCAAGCACUCUGCAGGCUCAAGUUGAGAACCGAGAGACAUCAACAGAAGUGCACAAGUGCGUGAGUUUGGAUUCCAGCUUGGAUUUCCCUCCAGUUUCAGCAGCACAAGUAGUGCAAAAGUUGCCCCAACAAACUAGUGAGCCUUUAUUGAAAGUGGGGGAUUUUCAAGCUGCUAAUAAGGCCUUGGUGGAAAAUAUUCGCGCUGCUGUUGACUUCAAUGAAGACAAAUACACUGCGUUUAAGGACAUAUCUGUACAGUAUAGUCAGGGAUUGGUGGACAUAAACAUGUAUUUUAAUUUUGUGAGGCAGUUUGGGUUGUUACAUCUUGUCCUUGACUUGGCUAGACUGUGCCCCAAUGCUGAGAAGCAGCAAGAGCUAAUUGAUGCCUACGAUAACAGUAUGAGAAGCAAUGGUGCAGAAGAGGAUGAUGGAUGGUCUCAGGUCAAGGUCCGAUUGAAAGAUUUGAAGAAAGGGAAAGGGAAGAGUUCUAAGAAUGGCUCUACUGCAGCACCAGUUUUAGAUCUCAGGUCAAGGUCCGAUUGAAAGAUUUGAAGAAAGGUAAAGGGAAGAGUUCUAAGAAUGGCUCUACUGCAGCACCAGUUUUGGAUCUCAGUAAUUCAGCCAGAGGAUUGCCCGUCCAGGGUGUUUGGCGAAAUAAAGGCAGCCAUAAACUUUUUGGUUAGAUAAUAAUUGUACAGUUGAAGCUCAGACAAUUGUACUGGCAUUUGGUUUAUGUAAUUUUCCUUUUUGCGUAUCUCAUAUCCUGUCCUUCUGCAUAGUUGCACUAAGUUCACAAAGCUUACACA
Rosa chinensis is the source of this 2694-nucleotide messenger RNA. Its product is annotated as E3 ubiquitin-protein ligase hel2. NCBI's taxonomy places the organism in Eukaryota, Viridiplantae, Streptophyta, Magnoliopsida, Rosales, Rosaceae. Bases 203 to 2431 code for a protein of 742 amino acids. Gene Ontology annotation, molecular function: ribosome binding; ubiquitin protein ligase activity. Gene Ontology annotation, biological process: protein ubiquitination; rescue of stalled cytosolic ribosome. The transcript has a single exon. The record is from RefSeq and is a predicted model, not a curated record.